AUGGACCCUUCGGCUUUCUCCUAUGGAUCCGCACAGCCAAGUCUCCCGACCCCUGCUCCUCCUCCCAACGCGCUGCCCAUGGCCUAUCGAGACUCUUUCACUUCACUGCACAGCACUACACAACACGACCUCAAAGGCGGGCAAUAUGCAGGAGCCUCGAUGGUACAAGACGAAUACCCCAUUGCUCAAGAGUGGAGAAGCAUGAAGCAGUUUCCUGCAAGCCACCCACUCGUCGACCUCAAGGACACUGCUGACCAAUAUCCCCCGGGGUCAUGGCAGUCCUCUACAUGGCCUGAAGCCGAAGAUCCUCUUCUAAUGCGUGUCCCACAUGUAAUGAGCUCAAAUCAACUCGUGAGUAGAUCGACUGGAGCAGGAGCAGGAGCAGGAGCAGGAGCAGGAGCAGGUCUACAGCAGCUGGAGCGGGCCAUGAAGUUGCUCAAGACUUCCGUUCACUCCAGUUCGAUCUUGCGGCAUAGCGAGAUCCCGAGGACCACAGCGUACCCAGGCGGAGAGGAGAGCCUUUCAGGGAGCAUGAAACAGCGAUCGGUGUUGAGCGGGCAGGAAGACUUGCAUACAGCUCUGCACAAGAUUGAGGUCGAGCUGCGAGAUUGUUCCAAGAGUAUGCUGGACUUCUGCGUUGAGACUGAGACUGAUAUGCACAUGCUCGUUGCUAUAAAACGGCACAACGAAGAGCUGUCUGUUGAAGUGGAAACUUUGAAGCAUGAAAACGGAAGGAUACUGCAGGAGAAUGAAAGGCUGAAGCAAAAUGAGAUUGCACAGAACAAUCUCAGAAGACAGGAGGUUCAAGACUUGAGGAGGAAAAUCGCGGAGUUGGAAGAUGUGAAAGGAGGAACAAACAUUCCAAAGGCCAUUGAAAUUCUCCACUCUGAGCUCGGUGCCAUGCAAAAGAACGCCAAGCUGGAGGACGAGGUCGGGAUGCUCAGAGCACAGCUGCAGUCGGCUAACGAGCAGAUGAGGAGCUGGAAAGAGAUUGCGGAGGAGGAAAUGAAGGCACAUGCUCAGAUCAUACAAGACAAGAACGACCUGGAGGCUGAACUUCGAAUGAUCCGUGACUACUGCACGAAAGUUUGGGCCGACAGAAGUUGGCUCGGAUCUACUCUAACGAGGAUCAACAAGCAGCUCAAGGAAGGAAAGAUGCAGCGAGUAAGAGACGACAUCAAGGACUUUGCAAGCAAACUUUCAGCGAAUGCCAUGAAGGCAGAUUUCCUCUCUUCUCCUCUACCGUGGCAGCAAUUUCUAAAGAAGCUGGAAGCUGCAACGGAAGAUGCUGAGUUUGCACAAGCCCUACAGUUUCUCUUCUCUUUCGUGCGACAAGACUACCUCAUAAAGCAGCCAAGAAAUCAGCAGCAACCAGAGUUCGAGGACAACAUUUCUGCUGCUCCUCAAGUUGAGGUCGUGCCACACGACCUUUCCUCUCCUCAUGUCAAUCUUGAUAGGACGGGAUGCGGCGGAGCGAUCAUCAGCUUUACCCACUUCCUCCUGUGA
Guillardia theta CCMP2712 is the source of this 1506-nucleotide messenger RNA. RefSeq lists its product as hypothetical. The record is from RefSeq and is a predicted model, not a curated record. The coding region runs from base 1 to 1506 and encodes 501 amino acids. Lineage: Eukaryota; Cryptophyceae; Pyrenomonadales; Geminigeraceae. The transcript is spliced from 12 exons.